AUCUGUCAGGGAUGCUUUGCUUGUGCUUUCGGUGCACAAAGGCAUAAGGGGAUUGGACUCAAUGGCCCAAAGGGUCUCUUCCAACCCUCUUUUUUGUUAUUAUUAUUAUUGUUGUUGUUGUUAUUAUUAUUAUUCAUUAUUAUUGCUUGGUGGCCAACUAUAGUCCGGCCCUCCAACGGUCCGAAGGAUCGUGAACUGGCCCCCUGUUUAAAAAGUUUGGGGACCUCUGCUUUAAAUGGACCAGAUUCUGGAAGCAAAGUAGAAUCAGCAGUGAUUAGUUCUAAAAUAGGAGACGGUUGAGGAACUCCAGGUGCUAUUGAUUAUAUUCCAGAAGAAAGAAUUGGCAAAAAACACCUGCGAGUUUCUGUGCCUAAGAAAAUCCUAUGAAAUUCAUGCAGUUGCCAUAAGUUGACAAAUAGCUUAAAGGCACACACUCAUGCCCACAUAUAGAAUUACAGCUGUAUGCCUGUUUCCUUGCCUGUGGAAAGCCUAAAAUCAAUUUGGAUAUAUAUAUUUUCCUGGAAGCAAACAAGAACUCAAAGUUUCUGCUGGCAUUUAUCACUUCUUUUCACAUGGAUUUUUAUUCUCAUGUGAAUGGUGUCAUUAUAAUACCAGAUAAACACAGAGCUAGUUCUAAGAAACAACAAAUCUGCUUGGAUAUGAAUGACAACUUUUAAAAUACUCACAGGCUAUGGAGAGAAGAAACAAAAACAAAACCUUCUCCUGUUUCAGACAAGUCACUCAUUUUCACUAAUGGGUUGUCAGCUGCCAUGUCAUGAUUCUAAACCGCUUCUCAUGCUGUGUUAUUUACAAGUCCAAAAUAUAAAUAUUCAAGUCCAAAACAUCAUGUGGUACCAUCGCUGCUGCGAAAAUCUCUGGUCAUGAUGCCUGGGGGCUGUUUCUCUGACUCAUGUUCCCACCCAGCCCAAAGAGAAUUCUUGGUGAAACAGGCUGAAGCAGGACCCCUGUCAUAAUCCCCCUUGUGCCAGAUAUCGCUCCUGCAAGAGAAGGGUACAUGUGGAGCCACCAGCCAGCUGCUUCCCAAACAACAGGGGAACAGACCCCCAUCCAGCACAUUGGCUGCUACCCAACAAAGCAAAACUAGAGUUUGUCAUCCGUUGCUGAUCCCUUUGGCUGGAUUCGCCUCAUCUGGAACAAUUUACUUCAAUUGAGAGAUUUAUUUUCUUAAAAUUAUCUGGCCCACAACAUGGAGAAGCAUUUAAAGAAUAUUCUGGUUGUUUCAUUUGGAUUCUUUUUUCUGUUUACAGCUUAUGGAGGACUCCAGAACCUGCAGAGCAGCCUCCAUUCUGUAAAAGGGCUGGGUGUCACCUCAGUGAGUGUGAUCUAUGCAGCGCUGAUCCUAUCUGCUAUGUUUCUCCCACCCAUCAUCAUUCAGAAGUUGGGAUGCAAGUGGACCAUUGUAGGAUCGAUGUGCUGUUAUAUUACAUAUACUCUAGGCAACUUCUAUGCCAGCUGGUAUACGCUGAUUCCCACAUCUAUGAUCUUGGGGUUGGCAGGAGCACCCCUUUGGUCAGCUAAGUGCACAUAUCUCACCAUUGCUGGCAACUCGUAUGCUGAGAAAGCAGGGAAACUUGGAAGAGAUGUUGUCAACCAGUAUUUUGGAACCUUCUUCCUGAUAUUUCAGUCUUCUGGAAUCUGUGGGAAUCUUAUAUCAUCUGUGGUAUUUGGCCAGACCCCAAAAGAAAUGAACAUCUCAGAAGCAGAAUUGGAAUGCUGUGGUGCAGCAGACUGCAGGAACAUGACAACAUAUGAUGCAGAUAUCUCAAGACCAACAGAAACAUUAAUCUACACACUGCUGGGAAUCUACACAGGCAGUGGAGUGCUUGCCGUGUUGCUAGUUGCUGUAUUUCUAGAUCCAAUCUCAGCUCACCAAAAUGAGACUGAAGAAAAGAAGAUAUCAUCCUUUUGGACCACUAUCUUGUCCACAUUUCGGCAUCAUAAAGACAUACGCCAGUGCCUCUUGAUUCCACUGACCUUCUACAGUGGACUUGAACAAGGAUUCCUUUCUAGUGACUACACCAGGGCCUAUGUGACUUGUGCCCUGGGGAUAAACUUUGUUGGCUAUGUGAUGAUCUGCUUUGCUGCUGCAAAUUCUAUCUUCUCCAUAUUUUUUGGAAAGAUUUCCCAGUUCACUGGCCGAAAUUUUCUCUUUGUUCUGGCUCUUUAUGGAGUUUUAUUUGAAAAGCACAAAGAAGCAGCAUUUGCUAAUUAUCGUCUGUGGGAAUCACUGGGAUUUGUCAUCGCCUUUGGCUACAGCACCUUCUUACGUGUCUAUGUAAAACUGUAUAUCGUUUUGGCUGUAUUGGUGGUGUCCAUGGUCCUAUAUGAAACAGUUGAGUACCUGGAAUCCAAGAAUUCCCUUGGAACAGCCAGCCCUGCAAGGCAGAAACCAGCUGAAAGUCUGCAAAAUGAUCAGGAAACUCAGUUGUAAGCCAGCAAGUUAACGGAUGUAAAGCAAAGCCGGAUCCCAGUCCUGUGGCUAAUAUUAUAUAUGGGCUACCCAAACAUUCAGUGCUAAAUAUGAGCUGCCAGAAAAUACAGUGCAUGGCAAAAGUAAUGGCUAAUGGUGGCCACUGGUGCCUUCCAUGUUGAUGGAGGAAUGAAUCUCCUGUGAUUGGGUGUGUUAUGUAUAAAAGGGCUUCUGAAGGCGCUGAAUCUAUUUUGAGGGAUAUGUUUUUGGAAUCCCAGAGAAUUAUUUCAAAAAAGUAAAACUUGUAACAGAUUGACUAUUCCGCUUACAAAGAUAAAACAUUGAAAGUAAGAAAAAUGAAAAGGGACUGAUUUGAUUGAUGAGUAUUUAUAUGGGGAUUUUCUUUUUGAUAAGAUUUUAUAGAGCUUUUUAUAGAGCAGAAAAGUUUUUUUUAUUGUAACUAGCAAAAGCUAAAGUCCUGCCAUGUUUUCUUGAAGCAUAUCAUGUAUGUAUCUCUGUGAAUUCUUCAUUUCUGUUCCUGUGGACAUGUUUGGCUAUGCAUAUUGUAACAGAUUGGCCUACCUUGCAGGGUUGAUGUAUAAAGGCAAUUCAAGGCCUUGUUUGGAAAAGCUAAGCCAGGCAGGAGGAGGAGUGAUCAGGCAGCUUCAUGUGUGGAAGUGCAAUAUGAUUGGUUGGUGAAAUUGGAGGGAGUUGCUUAGCAACAGGAGAUGAGCGGAGAGACAGUAAGAGCUAUUCAGCCAGAGGGUUAGUCAGACAGGGUUUGGUGUCUGGAGAGUAAGAUAGUGGAGUUUAGAAAAUGAAGGAAGGGAGGGUUUGGGAACUGUUAGUGAGAAACCUCUUGGGGGGGGGGGGAGUUUAAUUCGCCUUCAGGGAGAAGUGCUAAGAAUUGUAGUGAGCCUCUAAGGGUUAGAGUGCUUGUGUUUAGAGCCUAUGGAAGAGAGGAUUCAAAGGACUAAAAAGCCUAUUUUUUACUCCUUGUGAGGGAAUAUAUUUUUAAGGGACUCAAGUUAAUCAUCAUUCUCUGUUAAAGCAAAAACGUAUUCUUUUAUUGAAACCAAUACACAACCUUUCUGUUCAAGUACAAAUAAACAUCAUAUUUCUGUUUUUACUUCA
Molecule: messenger RNA, 3565 nt
Organism: Anolis carolinensis (green anole)
Lineage: Eukaryota; Metazoa; Chordata; Lepidosauria; Squamata; Anolidae
Product: protein unc-93 homolog A
Exons: 8
Coding region: 1208-2452 (414 amino acids)
Source: RefSeq, a predicted model, not a curated record